Messenger RNA from Arvicanthis niloticus (Nile rat), 1620 nucleotides. RefSeq names its product family with sequence similarity 185 member A (gene Fam185a). Lineage: Eukaryota; Metazoa; Chordata; Mammalia; Rodentia; Muridae. The record is from RefSeq and is a predicted model, not a curated record.
CGGAGCCGCGCAGGCGGUCGCCCACGUGACUGACCCGAGGCAGCUCGUGGUUCGUGUGGUCCCGGGACCAGUGAGCCGAGCUGAAGGGUUCCGAGGGAGAGCAUGUUCGGCCGCCUCACUCGCUGCACGUCCCAAGUGCGGGCUGGCGCUUUAUUCGGAGCUCUCAGGGUCCGGACGUGCGGCUCCGGUGAGGCCGAGCGGCGGGGAUCGGCGCCCGACGACCAUGGGGCCGGCCUGGCGCGCGGGGCUCUGAGGGAGUGGACGCUGCAGGUGAGCCCGUUUGGGCGGCUGAGGACGCGGCUCCCAUGCCACCUGGCCGUGAGGCUCCUGGAUCCCCUCGCGCACCCGGACGGCGACCGCGUGCAGGUGGCGGUGUGUGGCCGAGGGCGCGAGGUGCGCGGCCUGGACAGUCUGCAGGUCAAGUAUGACGCUGCUCGGCAGGAGAUGGCCAUUCUGUCAGACGACAUCGAUCCCCAGGCGUCGGUGGAGGUGAACACACCGGUCAAGUUUGAUUUGAACAUUGAGUCAUCAGGGACUGGCUCUGUGAAAGUGCACAAUAUAGAAUGUGAGAGCUGUGAGAUUAACACUGAGCAGGGGACCAGCGUCUUGCAGUCUGUGAAGAGUCAAAAGUUACGUGUUCAAACAAAAGGAGGCGAUGUGAUCUGUCUUGGAACAGUUUAUGGAAAUAUAGAUAUUCACGCAUCAGAUAAAAGUACUGUGAAUAUAGAUAAACUUCAGGGAAGUUGUGUUACUAUAUCUACGGAGAAUGGUUUGCUUCAAGCCAAGUAUCUUUAUACAGAGUCUUCAUUUCUGUCUUCUGCUGCUGGGGAUAUUGCAUUAGGAAAUGUUCAUGGAAAUAUCAUCUUACAAAGCAAGAUGGGUAACAUUACAGUGGAUUCGUCCUGUGGAUGUCUAAAAGCCUCCAGUCAUCAGGGUGCCAUAGAUGUGUAUGUCAGUCAACUGGGGGAAGUGGCACUGACCUCACAGGAAGGUUCUAUUGCUGUCAAGGCCCCAUCUUCUCUACGAGCUUAUUUAAAAUUAUCGGGGAAAGAGGUAGUUGUGGACAAAGAAGCUUAUGUUCAGGAAAUGGCCAAAGACUGUAAAGCUGAUGGUAUGACAGUUACAGGACUCCUGAAUGGAGCAAGCAAACAUGAGAAGUGGAUAAAUGCCGUUGCGCCCAAAGGCACUGUCAGCUUUCAACAUCAGAGCUGGUUCCAGUCCCUGAAACUGCCAGACUGAGAGUGCUUUUCAGGGCAUUUGAUGUUUGAGUAGACUAACAAGCAGAUGCCAGCGUUCAUACAAACGUCAAGGUGAAUGGUUUCAGGGGACUUCUGCAAAAUGUGUACUUAAUUCUGCUAUUCAUUUUCUAUUGCUCUGUUCCAAAUUAUAGAAGUCCCCAAGAUAUGUCUUAGGACCUCCAGUGAUACCUGAAACCACAAAUAGUAUCAACCCUGUACACUGGGGGUUUUGUUUUUAAUAUAAACACAUGUGACAGCUGAAUGCCUUUCUAUAUGCAGUUAUUUACUCUUGCCAAAGCCCUUACCACCAUUUUGUUGCAAUUUCCAAACUAGAUAAACAGUGUGUCCACCCUGACUGUAGGGUCUACAGCCUCAGCAGAUG